AAAUUUGCCGACACCAUGAUGCUGUCUCGUCUGUCCCAAGCAAUGCGCGCCACGCGCAACCUCUCGACCAAGUCGUGGCUUGAGUCUGUGCCCAUGGGCCCUGCCGACCCCAUUCUCGGGUUGACGGACAAAUUCAACAAGGACACGGAUCCGCGCAAGGUGUCGCUCGGCGUUGGUGCCUACCGCGACGACAACGGCAAGCCAUAUGUGCUUCCAUCCGUGUGGGAGGCCGAAGAGCGCCUCCUCAAGGCCAAGAAGAACAAAGAGUACUCUGGCAUCGGUGGUACCAAGGACUUUGUCGACUUGUCGUUGAAAUUUGCUUACGGUGACGACUCGAAAGCUCUCCGUGACGGCCGCAUCGUGGGUGUCCAAACUAUUUCGGGCACUGGUGGUUGCCGUUUGGCGGGUGAAUUCUUCUCCCGCUUCCUCGGCAAAAACACGCCCAUCUACCUUCCCAACCCCACAUGGGGCAACCACAUCCCAAUCAUGAAGGACGCUGGAUUAGACGUGAAGCGUUACUCUUACUUCGAACCUGCGUCGCGCGGUUUGAACUUCUCUGGCUUGAUCAGCGACCUGCAAGGCGCGCCGUCGAAGUCGGUGUUCCUUCUGCAUGCGUGCGCACACAACCCCACCGGUGUGGACCCGUCUCCCGAGCAAUGGAAGGAAAUCUCGGCUGUUAUGAAAGCCAAGGAGCACAUUGCGUUUUUCGACUGCGCGUACCAAGGCUUUGCAUCUGGCGACGCCGACCGCGACGCUGCCGCCGUCCGCCAGUUUGUUGAAGACGGCCACAACGUGGUGCUGUCGCAAUCGUACGCCAAGAACUUUGGCUUGUACGGUGAGCGCGUGGGUGCGUUGAGCAUUGUGUGCAAGGACGCGGAAGAAGCUGCCCGCUGCGAGUCUCAAUUGAAAAUCUUGAUCCGUCCGACCUACUCGAACCCACCCAUCCACGGCGCACUCAUUGUCUCGACCAUCCUCGGCGACGAGAAGCUCAAGAAGCAAUGGUACUCGGAGUGCAAGGGCAUGGCCGAUCGCAUCAUCUCGAUGCGCCGCCUGCUCAAGGAAAACAUUGGCAAAGUCGACGGCUCGACGACCGAAUGGAACCACAUCACGGACCAAAUCGGGAUGUUCUGCUACACGGGCUUGACCGAGCCCCAAGUUGAUCGCAUGAUCACCAAGCACCACAUCUACUUGACCAAGGACGGUCGCAUCAGCAUGGCUGGCGUCACGUCCAAGAACGUCGAGUACAUUGCCCAGAGCAUUGCCGAAGUCGUCCAACACGCGUAAUCUUAAUGCCAUUAUCUCGUCGGUUCUCGCGCUCGUCAAA
This is a messenger RNA of Aphanomyces invadans, 1324 nucleotides long. RefSeq lists its product as hypothetical. Gene Ontology annotation, molecular function: L-aspartate:2-oxoglutarate transaminase activity; pyridoxal phosphate binding. Gene Ontology annotation, cellular component: mitochondrion. The record is from RefSeq and is a predicted model, not a curated record. The transcript has 5 exons. Lineage: Eukaryota; Oomycota; Saprolegniomycetes; Saprolegniales; Verrucalvaceae. Gene Ontology annotation, biological process: biosynthetic process; amino acid metabolic process. Bases 16 to 1284 code for a protein of 422 amino acids.